Cavia porcellus (domestic guinea pig) is the source of this 1683-nucleotide messenger RNA. RefSeq lists its product as uncharacterized. NCBI's taxonomy places the organism in Eukaryota, Metazoa, Chordata, Mammalia, Rodentia, Caviidae. The record is from RefSeq and is a predicted model, not a curated record. The transcript is spliced from 9 exons. Bases 1 to 1683 code for a protein of 560 amino acids.
AUGACAGGGCUGGCAGGACGAGAAGAGCAGUGCCCAAUGGUCAUCCAAAACCCAGAGCCAUCUCCUACUCCUCGGGGAGAACGUGUGACAGAGCUGUUUGUGCAUCAGCAGCGCAAGGUCACCUGUGGGAAAAGCAGAACGAGCUGUGGUCCUACAGAUCUUCACACUUUGAGACAUCUGCUGGGCAUUGAUGCACAGAGCUGCACCAAGAACAUCGGCCUGGAGCUGGCCAUGGGGUCUGUGUGCUGUGUGUCUGUGACAGCCACUGGGACUGCACAACAGCAACAGGGGCCAGCUGGGAGGGGAGAGUCGGGGCUCUGGGCCUGCACUCCCCUAGAGCUUCAGGUUCCUUUAGCUUUGACACUCAUCCCCGAGACAGGUCCAGGUCCCUUUUCAGGCACAGAGUGGGUGACUCAAACCCCCAGACUUACUGAGGAACAACAGGGUUGCAAAGAGAACUUGGAACCCUCUAGUCACCAGGCACCACAGCCUAGCGACAGCUACCUCGAGGUCACUUGCCUGACAGUCAUGGCAAGCAUGCUGUCCUGCUGGCCCAGGUGUGGAGGCAGCAAGCGCAGGAGCCCGCGCAAGGAAAGUACGUGGAUGAGACUACGGCGAUGGAUCCCUCCAUCCAGAGGACUCAAGAAGCUCAGAAGGAACUGCCCAACUGGCAUGGGCAGCACAGGGCUGGUGUGCCCUGACCCAGUGCCUAUGGAGCCUGAGGAAAGAGGGAGCCCAGGGCAGGUCUCCUUUGACCUGAUUCCCAUAUACACGGAGACACCGGCUACAGGCCAGCACAAUUCAGGUCCAAGGACCUCUAGUGGACGUCAGGCGGACAGGAGCGAGGCUGAGGUCUGCAGAGAACAGGCAGAGGAGGCAGACCCACCAUACACCCUAUCUGAGCCACCAGAACAGGCCUGGCUGGAGAGUUGCUCCAGCUACUUUGUGGCCUACUUCCCGGACCCCUCAAGGAUCAACAACCUGUGCCCACAAGAGGGGAUACUGGGACGGUCCAUGUCUGAUGUCGUUGAUACCUCUCUGGAGGUGGACUUGCAGGUGGAUCCCCCAGCUGAAGCCCUGGACCAAGCCGAGGAUAUUGAGCCCACCGAGACAGAGGCCAAGCAUGAGGAGGACUGGGCUGGAGGGUCAGAUCCAGACAAAGCUGAAGGACUACCUGUAGAGCCCACAGAGGCUCCAGCUGCAGAUCCACGCCCAGCUGUGAUAGCAGAGGAGGAAGCAGGACCAGAAAACCCCUGGGCACCAGCUGCAGGGCAGGGGAGCCUGGUGGCUCCACAGCAGGGCUCAGCUCCUGUGCUCCCUCUAGGGCCAGCUCCUGCCCCACCCCUGCCCUUCCCCCCAAUUACAAAGGAGUCCCUCUUAGCCUAUGUCUUUGCCCUGGUAUUCUGGAUAUACCAAUGUGAACUGCAGGGAGAAGAGGAAAAGCCAAUCGCAGUAGGACAGAAAGCUAAGGAAGGAGCUGAAAAAGGGUUAGACAGCAUGCCUGCAGCCAGACACAACGCUGGAGCCCUGGCUGCAGCAGGCAUGAGCGGGGCAGGAAACGGUCUCCACGCGCUUCCAGCGUUCCCCGCGCCAGCACCGCUUCCGGCUGGCGGUCGCCAUCUUGCGUCCUGGCGGGAGCCGCUGCCCGCACUAAAGAUGGCGGUCACGGGUGGGCGUGACUAG